GGCAAAACUUCCUUUUACGUCAGCGAGAGAAAGUUUGGAUCCUUCAUUCACUGUUGCAGAUAUAAUUAUACAAUUUGUUUUUAAUUAAGAUCUCUUGUGGAUGAACCACAAAGCAAAUAACCAGCUAUGGAGGAAUUAAUGGAACGCCUUGUUUCUACUUCUGAAAAUCUGUUACUCAAAUAUGGACAAACUACCAGUCAAGCCCACGUAAAGAAGCUUAAAGAUCUUGUUAUAGUUCAGUUAAAUGGGCUAUAUUUAAAGAAUGUGAGACAUUUGCAAUACUGUGUUUUGCUUAAAGUAUGCAUCCUGUCUAAUAAUUAUAUUACAGAUAUUGAUGCACUUGAAUGUUGUACUCAUUUAGUUAAGCUGGAUCUCCAUGGAAAUCAGAUACAGCAUCUUCCUGGCCCAACAUUUUGGGAAGGCAUGAAGGAAUUAAAUCUACUCUAUCUUCAUGACAAUGGAAUUGGAAAACUGGAUAAUGUGCAUUCGUUAUCUUUCUGUCCUAAUCUGAUAGGCCUCACCUUGUUUGAUACUCCACUGAGUCUAAGAAUAGCAUAUAGGCAUAUUGUUGUUAACAGCAUUUUCUCACUCAAAGCACUGGAUUACUAUGUAAUUUCUGAUGAGGAAAUUGUUGAGAACUGGAAACUUCCCCAAAAAUAUAAACCAUUUAGCCCUAGCUUUUUCCUUGAUUUUUGCCAUGCUCCUCGAAAGGAAGCAACCGUUGAGGAGGAGAUAAAUGUGGUAAAAGAUAUCAUUGCAAAAAUCAAUCAUAUUCUAGCUCAUCACUCACCAGUUGUGAUUGUUCAAAGAUGGAUAAGGGGAUAUUUAACUAGAAAAAGAUUUGGCAAAAUUCCUUUGGAUGAAGUUCUUCCGCAGAGAUAUUAUAUCAGAGAUGGAGUGAAACAAAUUUACAGUCAAAGCACACUUCCAGUAUGUUAUAGUAAAAGCUUUAUGUAUCACAUCAUUAAACCAGAACAGAAUACUGAGGACAAAAAGCUUACAUCUGGGAAACAAAUCUUAUAUAUGAAUAAUUUUAAAAAGCUUCCUGUUUUAUGUCUGAGAAGAAAAAAACAACAACCAGUUUUCUCCAUUUCAUCCACAUUGAGGAAAAAAGAAAAAAAGAAAAAACUAGCGGAACAAAGAAUUCCACUGAGGAAGGGUUUCUUGGACAUGGAGAAACCUAAUAUGGAGGAGCAGGUAGAAACUAAAUUUAGGCUUUCAGUUUGUAAAGCUGCUUUUCAUUCCAUGAAGGAUAAGCUGAUGAUAUUUCAAAAGAAAGAGGAAGAAAUUUGGCAUGCUGUACACCCAUUUCAUUCUCUUGUUCAUCCUGCUCCACAGCUUAAAGCUGUGAAUCACCCAGUAAGUAUAGAGAAGAGGAUUUUUGCUAGAAUGUAUGGAUCUGUAAGACUUGAACCAUUUUAUGUUAUUGAUAAAGCCUACAGGGAGAGUAAGAGAUGUGAGAUCCAAACUAAAAAGAUAUGUGGGGUUAUGCAGAUGCAAAUUGCCAAAGGCGAAGCUGACUACUGUAUUAAGGGUUUUCUUGAGGAGAAAAAGAAUGGUGUUCAGAAAAGAUGCAAAGAAGAAGACAUUAGAAUUCAAGAAGCUUUACAACAACAUCAAUUGAGAAGAUCAGGAUUUAUUGAAAAAGUAAAGCAAAGGCAUGCUCAGUUUUUAGAAACCAAGAACCAAAAAGCAUCAGAGUAUUCAUUAAUUCAAGACUUCAGCAUUCAGCAUGCUUCUUUGACACAGAGUUUGUUUAGACUUGACAGAUUGAGGAAAAGUGAGGAAACCAUAAAGGAAAGAACGAGCAUUGUUAAGGAAAACAAAGAAGAUAUGGAAAAAUGGAAGGAGCUGAUAAAAAAUUUUCAGGGGCAGAGGUAUGUUUCUCUUAAUACUCAGUAG
This is a messenger RNA of Terrapene triunguis (Three-toed box turtle), 1902 nucleotides long. RefSeq names its product leucine-rich repeat and IQ domain-containing protein 3. The record is from RefSeq and is a predicted model, not a curated record. Bases 127 to 1902 code for a protein of 591 amino acids. The transcript has 7 exons. Lineage: Eukaryota; Metazoa; Chordata; Testudines; Emydidae. Gene Ontology annotation, molecular function: protein binding.